UUAUUUCACUUCCGGUGCGAAAAUUUAAAUUUGACCUUAACAUUUAAAAGAUGCAAGUACGAUUGGUGCAUUCUUCCUGAUUUCUAAGUUUGUUAUUUUGCAGUAUUAUGCGACUUUUCUUGGCCUAUACUUGUAAAAGUGUUUUAUAAAUGGUGAAGAUAAUGUUGAUUCAAAUGCACUUAGCUGCACUGCUACUCAUUGGUUCAGCAACUCCAAGAUCACCAAGAAUAUAUAAUGUUCUUAUAAGUUCAAAGAAAAAUUUAUCGCCAAGUCAUGCUCUACCGAUUUAUGAACCCGUAUUAAGAACAACAUCUUUAGGCUACAUCUUUCCAACUCUAAUAUAUCAGCCAUCCAUUAUAAGCCCAAUAGCACAAUAUGAAUAUAAUCAGUACCAAAAAGGCAGUGGAGGAGAAAAUUCCGAUGGUGGUGGAAAUAUAGAGGGGGCGAGCAAUAUUGAUUCGCCAAAUAAUAUCCAAAAGACGAUACCUAAAAUAACUGAAAGGGAUAAACAAGUACACGAAAAUAAAGAACAACUAAACAACAAAUUCUUGCCAUACUACAAUCCAGGUCCAGCAAAUCAGAAACCAGGCCCAACCUAUGCAAAAACAGAACCCACUGAUCCAAAACAAAUUGUUGCCAACUUGAAAAGGAACCCAGAAAUUCCUGACAUUCCUCCUUUACCUUUACCAGUCAGAGUCUCCUAGAUCUGACUAUUUGUACGUAAUAUUAAAAAGUGAUUUAACUACCAUAAAUCAUGGAAAAUUCUCCAUUACUAAUAGUGAAAAUCUAGUAAAACAUAUUGUGCAACACCUGAUUAUAUAUUUUAAAAAACUGAAGGAUAGUGAACAACAA
Messenger RNA from Cylas formicarius (sweet potato weevil), 852 nucleotides. RefSeq lists its product as uncharacterized. The record is from RefSeq and is a predicted model, not a curated record. The transcript is spliced from 4 exons. The coding region runs from base 150 to 704 and encodes 184 amino acids. NCBI's taxonomy places the organism in Eukaryota, Metazoa, Arthropoda, Insecta, Coleoptera, Brentidae.